Molecule: messenger RNA, 927 nt
Organism: Cricetulus griseus (Chinese hamster)
Lineage: Eukaryota; Metazoa; Chordata; Mammalia; Rodentia; Cricetidae
Source: RefSeq, a predicted model, not a curated record
AUGCCUCCAUCCUUGCGUUACCCCUUCAUAGUCUCUGUGACCACUGUCAUCGUUUUUAUUGUGCUCUACGUGUUAAGUUUUGGGGCAGAUCAAAGCUACCAGAAACUGAACAUCUCAGACUCGGUGAUGCUGACUCAGGUAUGCACAUCCUUUAUCAAAGGGAGAAGCCUUUUCCCGUGGAGAAACAAACUAAUGAUCCAUGAGAAACCUUCUUGCACAGAAUAUGUGACCCAAAGCCACUAUAUCACAGCCCCUUUAUCUCAGGAAGAGGUGGAAUUUCCUUUGGCAUAUGUCAUGGUCAUCCAUCACAAUUUUGACACCUUUGCAAGGCUCUUCAGGGCUAUCUUCAUGCCUCAAAAUAUCUACUGUGUUCAUGUGGACGAAAAGGCAACAGCCGAAUUCAAAGGCGCAGUGGAGCAGUUAGUGAGCUGUUUCCCCAAUGCCUUUAUGGCCUCUAAGAUGGAGCCCGUGGUCUACGGUGGGAUCUCCCGGCUCCAAGCUGACCUGAACUGCAUCAAGGAUCUGUCCACCUCCGAGGUCCCCUGGAAAUACGCCAUCAACACCUGUGGGCAGGACUUCCCCCUGAAAACCAACAAGGAAAUAGUUCAAUACCUGAAAGGGCUUAAGGGGAAGAAUCUCACUCCAGGGGUCCUGCCUCCAGCUCACGCAAUUGGAAGGACCAAGUAUGUCCACCGGGAACACCUGAGCAAAGAGCUUUCCUAUGUGAUCAGAACCACCGCCCUGAAGCCUCCACCUCCCCACAACCUCACCAUUUACUUUGGCUCUGCCUACGUGGCUCUAUCAAGAGAGUUUGUCAACUUUGUUCUCCAUGACCCUCGGGCAGUUGAUCUGCUCCAUUGGUCCAAAGACACGUUCAGUCCUGAUGAGCACUUCUGGGUGACGCUCAAUAGGAUUCCAGGUAUGUGA